UUGACCUGACUGCUUCUAUUGUUCUCAUUUGUAAGUCGCUUUGGAUAAAAGCGUCUGCUAAAUGAUUAAAUGUAAAUGUAAAUGUAAGGUGUCGCACAUCAAGGUCCUCACCUCACUGAGGGAGCGUUGCGAUCUGCUGGUGUUUCGAUAAUUGGAGGCAGGAAACUAGUCUCAAGUGUAGUCUACCAGUGUGUCACUUGUCGUAGGCUUAGAGGGAAACCUGUUGAACAGAAAAUGGCCAACCUACCAGAAGAUCGACUCACCAUGGAGCCCCCGUUCACUAGGGUCGGCUUAGAUGUUUUUGGACCCUGGAGUGUAGUCACUCGCAAGACUAGGGGUGGGGUCACAGAAAGUAAACGCUGGGCAGUUUUAUUUAGUUGCUUAGGGACUCGUGCAGUGCACAUAGAAGUAAUUGAAUCUAUGUCUACCUCAUGCUUUAUUAAUGCACUGAGAAGGUUUUUCGCAGUUAGAGGUCCUUCCAAAGUUCUCAGAUCAGACCGCGGAACCAACUUUAUUGGAGCCUGUAAGGAGCUAAAAAUCAGUACAGAUCACCCUGAGAUCCAAGACUACCUCAGCAACGAAGGUUGCACAUGGACAUUCAACACGCCUCACUCAUCACAUAUGGUUGGCUCAUGGGAGAGAAUGAUUGGCAUCGCUCGCCGCAUUCUAGACGCCAGGUUUCUGCAGUCAGGUCCAACUCGUCUUACCCAUGAGGUCCUCACAACACUAAUGGCAGAAGUUAUGGCAAUCAUUAAUGCUCGCCCAUUGGUUCCCAUAAGUACUGAUUCAGACUCACCAAUUAUUUUGACACCGUCUAUGCUUCUAACUCCUAAGGCAGGAGUUGCUCCCACUCCUGAAGGGACAUUUGACAUGAAAGACAUGUAUAAAAAGCAAUGGCAACAUGUUCAAGUUCUUGCAGAUACCUUUUGGAAGCGCUGGAGACAAGAAUAUCUGUCAGUGCUUCAGCCAAGAAGGAAAUGGACUCAUGACAAAGAUGACAUUCAAGAAGGGGAUGUAGUCUUGUUGAAAGAUGAACAAGUUAAACGUAAUGAAUGGCCCAUUGGAUUCAUUACUAAAAUCUUCCCAAGCGAAGACAAGAAGGUCAGAAAAGUGGAAGUCAAAGUUGUGAAGCAAGGGACUUCUCGUGUAUACUUUCGACCAGUGACUCAACUUAUUCUCCUGCUUUCCCAAAGUAGUGAUACAAAGACUGAUAAGUGUUAAAUCGUGGUAUAAAAGUUUUUAUACCAGGCGGGGAGUGUAAUGGUUUAGUUUAAUAAUAAGGAAAGUUUGGUUUGUUUAUAUGUUGACCUUUAAGCGCCCUCUUGUGGCGAGGACUGUGUAUGGUAACCUUCAUAUGACUUGUUGCAUUGAGUUCAUUGUGAAGUGUCAUGGCUGAAGUGCGGCUCGUACGGUGAGGUCGUGGCCCACAUAAGGCUGUAAGUCGCUAUUAUUUAUUAUAUAAAUAUGAUGUUUAGUAGGUUUAAGAUGUUUAAAAGUUAAUUCAUUAAUCUAGAGAUGCAAAUGUUGCUAAAAACGAAAUGUGAAGUGACAUGCAAAGCGAGAGUAUUAACAGUUAGUCAGUCCUGUAUGCUAGCGAUCUUUUGUUAUGGUUAAUAGGCUUAUGUGAAUUCCGUGAUUACAAGAAAUUACCUAAAACAAGGAAUAUAAUUAACAAAUGCACGAAAAUGUAACGUUUAAUGUUUUGAUUUAAUGUUUCAUUUGAAUGCUUUAAUUAGUCAGUAAAUACUGUUCAGUCAACUUCAUUUUGAAUAUGUACAAUUCUGAUUGCUGUAUUUCCUAUGUCUGUUUACAGUUUUACAAUAUUAAAGUUAAACGAGAAAACAUUCAUGAAACCUAAUGGAGGAUUAAAAGCCAUGAAUCAACAUCUUGCCUGUUCACUGUCUGUCUAGCUGGAUAGAGAAGUGACACGUCUAGUGAGGACAGAACACCUACCAUCUAGUUAACAAAGCUAAACAGCGUCGCCCUUUGUGUAAUAAGUUACAGAAAC
Messenger RNA from Carassius auratus (goldfish), 2008 nucleotides. RefSeq lists its product as uncharacterized. Gene Ontology annotation, biological process: DNA integration. The coding region runs from base 235 to 1221 and encodes 328 amino acids. Lineage: Eukaryota; Metazoa; Chordata; Actinopteri; Cypriniformes; Cyprinidae. The record is from RefSeq and is a predicted model, not a curated record. Gene Ontology annotation, molecular function: nucleic acid binding. The transcript has a single exon.